AUGUGUGGACAUGGGGGGGGGUGCUGUGUGUUAGACAAGGGACAUCAGAUCCCAUGAAGCUUAUAUAGGAUUAUGGGAAUUGUCAUACACCUAAAUGAUUUGAGAUGAAAAUUAGCAGGGUCACAUGAGUGCAGUGUCCACCAUUUUGAACCCAUGCUUGGGAAAGCAGGGGUUUGAAUGCUGAGAAGAUUUUGUCACAGGAAAUGGGACCAUAGGCGGGAUGCUGUAUUCAGCAGGCUGGUGUGCACCCCUUGUAAAUAUUUAUACUAACACUUGCAUUAGCAGAUGGAUCCUGAAUGGUGUUAAUUAUUAAAUAGCUCUAUCCAGCAGUUAGCAUGUUUACAUACAGCUAGCCUGAAGCCUGCCUGACUUAGAAGUUCUGCAUCAUAGGAGCCCUUUUUGGUCUUGGGAAGAUCUGGAUGAUGUACAGAGUCCUAAAUGAUCACAUACGACUAGUUCUUGUGGGAAAGCUAGGCUCUCGUUCUGUUUAGGGCAAGAAGGGGAGUCCAGGGUCUCUUCAUAUUUUCUGCCCUGCUUGGAUUCCAUAUUGGGAAAUGAAGUGGAACAGAUGUUGACAAUGAGUGGUUCUUUUUAAAGAGCCCUGAGUAAUGAAUGACAAUUGCUAGGAUUUGGACUGGGGAAUGGCUAAUGAAACUUCAUUAUGGUUGUAGAGAAUGUUAGUGGGCUGUUGGAAUUACUUGCAAAUUGGAAUUGAAUCAGCAACAUAGUGCUUUUUUUUUUUCAGGGCAAACUAAUAUAAUAUCCUGCUGUACUUAGGUAUUGCUUCAUGUUGUAGUUCAUCAGUGUCAGUCAUUGAGGUCUUUAUGAGAUUAUUCAGUUGUCCUUUGGGAUCAGCUUCCAGGAAGCAUUUGGUGUUUUAAGACAGCAAGCAACAGUUCCAGGAAGACUGAAGCUGCUGUCGUUCUGUGAGAAGGUCAUCAAUAGAUUUUGUUUUUGUGAGAACAGAGUAUAAGAAUACAAACUAAGAUAGCUUUGUCAUUAGCCUACAGUAUUACUGGUUCAAUCCCACUAUCACAGAAGCACAAUUAUUUAGUGGCCCAUAUUUUAUCAAAAGAUCAUUAUGUAGAGCAUGAAGAUGUGAGAACAAGCUGGAGAACAAGCCUGGGGUAUCUCAAAAGGACAGUUCACAAGUCAGGAGUUGUUUACCCUCUGUAAGUGAUGUUAAAACUUCUGUAUUAGUUUGGCAUUGUACAAUGGAUUUGCAACGUUCUCUUAUUCCCAACUAGAUGCUUUUAUUCCUUGGAUCUUGUGCCUUCCACUUGCCCUUGAGGUUUAUUUCAUUAAUUAAAGCUGGCAGAGAAAGACUGGCCCCUCAUCCCAUCUCAAACUUCAGUUAGGGAUGACCAUUGGAGUGGAUGUGAGAAACAUCAGAGGCAACCUGCGCUAUAGCUGUACCAUGAAGAUCUGGGUAUUAGGAUGGCAAAAGACCACAGCUGGACGGUUCAGGUGUGCUGAUGAGGCUAUAGCUGGGUCAUAAAAAUAUAGGCAUUGAGAUGAGAUCAGAGAUGGACUACAUAAGUGUGUGCAUUGGAGAUAAGGAAAGGCUGAAGCCCUACACGGUUGCCAGGUGUUUCCUCUGGGAAGGGGUGGUUUGCAUUCUUCUUGCAGUACCUGUGUUGGUGUCUAUGAGAAAGUGACUUCAGUGAGUGAGCAAAGUUCGACUUAUAAGCACACCAGUUGGCAUCACUGCUGUCCCUGUACUGGGCUGUGUUUGACCACUCUGUAUUCCCAUGCAUUGUCCCUUUGUGAUGGGGUCCAACUUGACUGAGUGCCAUGGAGGCCAGACUCAUCAGUGGAUAGUAUAGGGGUAAAGAGGACCAUAAACAAGGAAAUCAUUAACAAAAUAACCCCAAAGAGCAAUCCUUCUAUAGUGGGGAUGCAGAAGAGCUGGGAACAUCGAUGACCAAAGAGAACAUGAGGUUCAACAUUGGCCUUGACAUGAAGCAAGGGUGCUUGUCUCUCUACAGCUGCUUGUUUGCCUGGAGUUAGUGGUGAGUUUGUUCCAAAUGGCCCAUUGGCCCAGGGGAGUGAUGACAGAAGGGUAAUAACAAGAGGAGGCUAUUUUAUUUUUUCUUUCAAUUACAUAUAUUUUAUUUUUUAAUUAUUUAUUUAUUAAUUAUUAUUUUUUUUAUUUCUUACAUACAUGACAAUAGUGGAGUGCAUUAAAAUCAUAAUUAUCCAUUCACAGCACAGUGUUUUGUAACUCUGUAUAUAAAGAAGAAGGGGCUAUUUAAUUCGCUCUGCUAAGAGCUUCCCUUAGUAUAGUAUGUUCUCUGAGAGACUCUUAGCUUCCCCAUGUAAAUUCAAGAAAGCUCAAGAUGAGAGGACCAUUGACCCUCAUACUUGCAGUUGCUGAAAUGAAGAUUUGUGACUACCCCAAAUCUAGUUAAGGUCAUAAACUUCAAGCAACAACCAUAUGACCCUCAGACCUUGACAAUUACAUACUUGGCAUUAAGUGCCAAGUCUUGUGCUUAACUUUAUGAAGUUACCUACCCGACCUGGCCUUGAGCUCCUGGUUGAAAUCACCUGACCUUACUCUACUAGCUCUACCAACCUGGCUUAAACUUGCCCCUACUCCAGGCAUAAUCCACUGACCCUUUGCCCCAAACUCACUGCAUAUAUAGAACAUUAGCCUGACCAAAGUAGAUUAUGCAUCAGGUGUUCACUUGUUGUGCUCAUUCUGCUGGAUUUAGUGACAUGGUAUUUCACCUGCCUUUACUGACCUAGACUUAUUAAAAUUGUGGCCAUCAUCUCAAGUCUCCAAUUUCCUCAUUGUGCCACCUGAAUAUACAUCAGUGUUCAGUGCCCCAUAGCAAGAUCUGAUUGCACUAACACCCUGUCAAAACCCCUUAGCACUUGUCUGUGGAGUCUUCAUGACCCCUGGCUUUGGUUUUUAAGUUUAGCCAUUUUUGUUAUAUAUGUAUGUCCUUUCACCCAUAGUGUGGUCACCUGGUCAUGUCCAUCUGUGUGUCCUCUAUUGACUUAUCCUUAUGACCCUUCUCCCUGUUCCUGCUCUUUCUCUUCACCUGAAAACUUUGCUCUCAAGUCCUUGGAUCACCCUUACCUUGACACCUUGGCUUUUUUAUCCAAUUGACUUUCACACCAGCCCAACCCAGCAUCUAUACCACUUACCUGAUGGAGUGCUCUGUACCAAUUUUAUUAAUUGUUUUUAUCUUCUCAGGUCCUGUGACCUGGCAUCCCACAUGGCCUUACCCAUGUAGACUAAAAUUUUUAAGGUCUUGGCCUUCAUGUCAUUUCCUCAACCUCCUGCUUAUACUCUUUUGGCCAUUACCUUCUGUCCCAACUAAUAAGCCCAUGAUCCCUGACCUCAGGCUAUGUCACCAGGCUUCAAUCCUUUUUGGUCAUGUCUACAUGGUCUUUCAUACCUGCUGUUUCUCUAUUUGCCCUUCUGCAUCUUUGCUUUGUCUCCUAUGAAGAAUUGGUUUCAGCCCCUUCCCUCCAGUGACCUCUUCCAUCAUGCUCAACUGUCCCGAUGGACUUUGCCUUAUCUAUGUGUGGUGACCUCUUGUUCUUAAUCUCCUUGGUCUAGUAUAAUUGUAUUCCACAUGCAUUACCCUGCUGCUAUUAAUGCAUACUUGGCCUUAACCUCAUACCCUAAAAUUUUGUUGUGUAUGAUGGGCUAUACUUAACAGUCAAAAUGCCCUUAGCCAAACCUACUUGACUUUCAACUCAUCCAAACCCUAUAGCCAGUUCUUCUGUCCUUGCCCACCUGUCCUUGUCCACCUGUCCUUGUCUGUGAUGGCUUCAUGACCCUCUGUCGGUGGUCAUGUGGUUUUGACUCUUUGUUAUGUCCCACAUGUACUUUCACCCCCGGUGCUGUCCUCUGACCUUGACCCCACCCCGCCCCCAGCUUUGCCCAUUCUGGCCUUGCCCUUAUAGCCUUACCUCAUACCCCAUUCUACCUGUCCAUGCCCCCAAGGUAUUGUUCUUAUAUACUUCAGUCCCCUUUUCUUUGACACCUGAUGGUAUCCACCUGACUUUGGCACUAGCCCGACUCUGCAUCAAGAUCACUUGUAUUACCUGGUGGCCCUGUCAUAAUUUAUUACUUUUAUCCUUUGAGGUUCUGUGAGCUAGCACCUAACGUGGCCUUACUCACCUAGACUAAAAUGUUAAACUUCUAGUCUUCAUAUUAUGACCUCAACCUCCUACUUGUACCGUUGGCUGUGGCCUUCUCUAAUGAGAAAGGCCCCCAAUUCAUGGUCUUGCCCACCUGACCAUGCCCGCUGCCCUAAAGGACACUGUGUCCCGUAACACCAGUUCUCAAUACUUUUGGAUACGUCCAUAUGCCUUUUCAUGCUGGGUGUUCUUCCUUAUGCUACCCGCCAGCCUUGUCCCCAAGUCCUUAUGAAUUUAUUUCAGCCCUUCCAACCAAGGGUCCACUCCCAUUGCACCAACUGGCCUGAACCACAUUGCUGCAUCCAUGUUGUGGAAACAGCUUGCCAUUUAACCUCCUUGGUCUAGUAACUCAGCAUCCCAGAUGGGUUUACCCACCUAUUGUCAUCACACACUGGUACUUUGAACACCGCGGCCUCAGACUUCAUUCAUUACUGUAGUUGGGAAUAAUGUCUAAAUACCUUUCAGCAAAUCCACUUGCCCUCCAACCCAGUCCAAACCCUAUGUCCAGUCUGCCUGUCUUGCCCACCUAUCCUUGCCUCUGAGGUCUUCAAGACCUCACACCUGUGGUGGACAGGUUUAACCCUUUUUGGGAUGGAUGCUUGUUUUUUCACCCCUGAUGCUGCAGCCUGGUAUUGCCCCACUUGUCUGGCCUUCAGAGCCUUGCCCUUUUGGUCCUUCCCCAGACCCCUCCUCCCCUUGCUCUCAAGACCUUGCACCCUUGGUAUGGCCUUUAUGGCCUUGCCUUUGUGGUCUCUCACCCUAUUCUGUGACAUUGCCCUUGUACCCAGAACCUUGUGUCCUUUGUCUAGCCUUUAUGAUUUUACCCUUAUGAUGCUGCCCCAUGCUCCCUUCUCAUGGACCUUUCCAUUGCCAGAAAGACCAUGACCCCAAGUCCAACCUUUGUGAUAUUGUUGUAUUGCCCAGCUCCCCUGCUCCUUCCACCCCUCCCUUGCCUAUGCACACAAGGCCCUGCCUCACUGGAUUGUCCUUGACCUUAUUGUCCUGCCCCUUGUCCAUAGACUCUGCCCCAUUCCACUUCUCCUUGCCCUUCCAAUGCUCCCAAGCUCUUGUUCCCUCCUGGGACCUUCAUGACCUUGGUCUUAUAGCCCUGACCCAUGCCCCCUCUCUGGUUCCUUGCCCUUGACCCCAAGACACUUCCCCCUUGGAAUGGACUCCAUGGCCUUGCCUCUAUGGCCAUGCCCUCUGCCCCUCUUAUAGACUAAACCAAACACCUUUCUCCCUUUGUCUGGCCUCAGUGGCAUUGCCUUUAGGGUACUGCCCCUGACCACCUCUCUCUGUAAUUGCCCUUGUCCUUAAGGCCUUGAUAUAUUGGGUUGGCCUUUGUGACUUUGCCCUGCCUCAUGCUGUAUCCUCCCUGCUCUUUACCUUUUCCCGAAGGCCUUGCCCCCUUUCUCUGGCCUUUAUGGUGUUACUCUAUGGUCCAGCCCCUUGAAACUUCCUCUCUGCCCUUGCUUUCAAGGCCUUCCAUUUUCACUGGCCUUUAUGGUUUUACUCCCCUAUGGUCCUGCCUCAUGCUAGGUCCUCCCUGCCCUUGUCCUGGUCCACUAUCCCUUCUUCCCUGUUCUGAAUUCAUGGCCUUUUCCUAUGCCCCUUUUCCUAUGCCUACUUCCUGCUCUUGCCCAUGUCACAAGACAUUGCCCACGUUGUCUGGCCUUUAUGGCCUCACUCUUAUGGCUAUCCACUCUUCUCCCAUGGCUUUUCUCCCAAGGCCUUGCCUCACUGGUCUGUCCUUUAUGGCCUUGAACACAGUGCCCUGCCUGGAGCCCCUUCCUCCCUUCCCUUCCAUACUCCAAAUUCCUCAUCUCUUUUGUCUGGCCUUUAUGGCUUUUCCUGUAGGGCCCAGUGCCCUGUCCUUCAUCACAAGACCUUGCCCUCAUGGUCCUUCCCUAAGCCCUCUGCUUCCUUCCCUUACAUCCCCCCAGCCUUACCUCCUUUCUCUGGCCUUUAUGGUUAUGCUCUUAUGGCCCAGCCCCUGCCCAUCCUCCCUGCCCAUUCCCUUGCCCAUAAGCCCUUGUCUCAUUUUUCAGGGCUUCAUGGCAUUGCCUUUCUGUCUCUGACCAUUGUCGCUUAUUCCAGUUCUUGCCCUGUCUCCAGUCCUUGCCUCUGUAUUCAAUGGAUUUUCUCUUAUGACCCUGCCCCAGGCCACACUGUCCAUCUCUUUCGUGUGUGUCCAUGGGCUUGCCCCCAUGGGUUUGCUCUUUAUGACCUUUCCCCUAUGGCCCUGCCGCAUGCUACCUCCUUCUUGCCCUUGUCCUUUAUUACAAGACAUUUUCUCCUGUUCUGGCCUUCAUGGCCUUGCCCUGUGGUCCUAAACAAUGUUCCCUCUUCCGACUCUGGUUCAUGCCCCAGUUCUCUGCCCCACUGGUCUGGCCUUUAUGACUUGGCCAUUAUGAGCAUUCGCCCUUGUUCCUGUACAUGCCCUUUCUUCCAAGGCCUUGCCCCCAUUGCUUUAGCCUUCAUGACCUUGACCAAAAUUCCUUGCCCCAAGCCCCCUUCUCCAUUCUGUUCAUGCCCCCAAGCUUUGCCCUUGUCUCAUGGGUCUGGCCUUAAGGGACACAUGGACUUGCCCCUGUCCACUUAUUUCUACUUUGUCUCCAAUGCCUUGACCUCUGAUCUGACUUUCAUGGACUUUCCCUGAUGGUCCUGGCCAAUGGCCCCUCUUUUGGCCUUUUCCCUUGCCUCAAGACAAGAGGGGGUGUUGGACCACAAGGUAAGACUACAAAGGCCAAAGUAAGGGGGCAAGGCCUUGGGAGCAGGAAAGUGAAUGGAGAAGGAGGUUCUGGGCAAGUUGGUGUGCUCAAGGCCAUGAUGGACAGACCUAUGAAGCAAGACCUUAGGAGAAAGACCAUGGGCAGGGAGAAGGAUGAAUGGCCCUAAGGCAAGGCCAUGAAGAUCAGACAAAAAGGACAAGACCUGGGGGCUUGGAAGGGAAUGGAAUCUGGGGCUCCAGGCAGGGCAAUGUGGUCUUGUCAUGAAGACCAAACCCAUAGGAUGAAGCCUUGGAAUGAAAGGUAUAAAUAAGCAAGAAUAUGUGUGAAUAUUAAGGACAACCAUUUAAUGGUCAUACAAAUGGGACAAGGAUUUGAGGGCAUGCAAGGAAAGGGAGCAGAGGGCUUCGGGAAGGGCUAUGAGAGCAAGGCCAGAAUCCAGACCCAGCCACUUCUCAGCUGCACUAACUCUUGCCCCAAGUCCUUUCCCCUCUUGGACUGGUCUCUAUGGCUGAGGGCCUCAUGUUUCUGACCAGUACUGCAUCCUUAGACCCUUGCCCUUGCCCCAAGAUCUUGACAACUUAUUCUGGCCUCGAUUGCUUUAUCUUUAUAAUCUUCCCAGAGUCCCCUGCUCAUUUCCUAUGGCCUCUAGUCACCUCUUCUACCCACUUACUCCUGCCCCAAGUCCUUGCUCCUCUUGGACUGGCCUUUGUGACCAAGGUCUCAUGCCACCUUACUACUGCCCCAUUUUUGGGCUCUUGCCCUUGCCCCAAGAUGCUGCCCCCUUUCCUAGCCUUGAUUAUCUUUACCCUUAUAAUAUGGUCAUAAAGGCCAUUCAAAGGGUGCCUUUUGUCAAGUACUGGGGUAUGGAGGAGGGGGCAAGUUACAAGGACAGAUGGGCAAGGUCAUUUAGGACAGAUAAAGGGACCAUGGAAAAGGGCCAGAAGAGGGGACAUAGGCAAGGGUCAUAGGGCAAGACCAUGAAGAUCAGAAAUGGGACAAGGCAUUGUGCAGGGGAAAGGGGCUCAGGGCAGAGUGAUGUGGGCAAGAUAGGAAUGGUCAGUUCAAAAUGGCAACGGAUUGAGGCAAA
This is a messenger RNA of Ictidomys tridecemlineatus (thirteen-lined ground squirrel), 7977 nucleotides long. The record is from RefSeq and is a predicted model, not a curated record. NCBI's taxonomy places the organism in Eukaryota, Metazoa, Chordata, Mammalia, Rodentia, Sciuridae.